Messenger RNA from Knipowitschia caucasica, 1215 nucleotides. Lineage: Eukaryota; Metazoa; Chordata; Actinopteri; Gobiiformes; Gobiidae. The record is from the annotation of a GenBank genome assembly.
AUGGCAGAACGUUAUGGCUCCGAUGCCAACAUCCUAAGCAUCCCUGUUCCCAUGCGCCGUGGCGGAUCUGAGUCCAACCUGGAUGUGGUGAACAGUGUUGGAGAUGAGGGGGUGGGCUUGGACUUCACAAAGGGAGCGCUGGGUAUCGACAGUCUACAGCAGAAGAUCCUAAAGGUAACAGAGCAGAUAAAAGUGGAACAAGUGGCACGAGAUGAGAACGUGGCCGAGUACUUGAAACUUAUGAACAACGCCGAAAAGCAGCAGGUCCAACGAAUACGCCAAAUCUUUGAAAAGAAAAACCAGAAGUCCGUUCACACAAUCAACCGGCUUCAGAAAAAACUGGAACAGUACCAUCGACGCCUGAAAGACCGCGAGAGCAAUGGCAAACACGGCCAUAAGAAUGGGAACCCAAAGGAGAGCGGCAUGCAGAGUAAGGAGGGCAGUCUCCGAGACGUGAGUGCGACCGGACGGCAUCACACUCUGGACAAAGUGAAAACCAUCGGUCCUGGAGUGACACUGUCGCCGCCCUUUUUCUUCAACAAACCACGAGAGUUUGCGAACCUCAUCAGAAACAAAUUUGGGAGUGCUGACAAUAUCGCCCACCUCAAGAGCUCCAUGGAAACGGGGUCAGGUCUGCAGGUAGAGGGCGCUGCUCGAGGCCUGAGUGGAAGUGCCACCACUGUAGCCAAAGCCACUAAGUAUCAAAGUGACGAUGAAUGCUCCAUCGCCUCGUCCGGCUCUGCUGACUCCACCGGUAACGCUGCCGGGGGGUCGGGGACAGGCUCUGGUGAUCCAGGACGGCCAGAGUCAAACGGGCGUCUGGAGGAAGUCCUGGAGAUGGUCCGGGAACUCAGGGAGGCCCAGGCACAGCUGUCAGAGGACAUUGAAAAUCUGAGUACGCAAUUCAAACGGGACCAAGGCUUUUUGACACAAAUGCUACAGGAUGAGAGAUACAGGUACCGGCAGUUAGAGGAAGAGCUCAAUGACCUCACAGAGCUCCACCAGAAUGAGACAAGCAACCUGAAACAGGAGCUUGCCAGCAUCGAGGAAAAGGUGGCCUACCAGGCCUAUGAGCGCGCCCGGGACACACAGGAAGCCCUGGAGUCGUGCCAGACUCGAGUGUCUAAACUGGAGCUUCAGCAGCAGCAGCAGCAGCAGACCGUGCAGCUGGAAAAUGCAGAUGCAAAACUGCAAAAUUUACUGCCCCGCUGCUGA